Messenger RNA from Notechis scutatus (mainland tiger snake), 593 nucleotides. The record is from RefSeq and is a predicted model, not a curated record. Lineage: Eukaryota; Metazoa; Chordata; Lepidosauria; Squamata; Elapidae.
CUGUGAUGGCUUACGACCGUUUUGUGGCGAUAUGCUACCCUCUGCGCUACAACCUGAUCAUGAAUCGUAAUGUAUGCAUCCAGUUGGCUGGGAGCCUAUGGGUCAGCACCUUCAUUAUUACCAUUGUCCCCUUUUUCACCAUGCAGGCAACUUUAUGUGGGCCAAACGUGGUGAAUCAUUUCAAGUGUGAACUGCAGGCAGUGUUGAAACUGGCUUGCUCUGAUACCCAUGCCGGUGGAAUUAACAUGAUAAUAACCAGUGCCAUUACUCUAGCUUUACCCUUUUUCUUUAUCCUGGUGACCUAUGGCCGUAUUGGAUUCACUGUUUUGCGUAUCCAUUCGACACAAGGUCGGAGCAGAGCCUUGUCCACCUGUGGAUCUCAUCUCACUGUAGUGAGCAUUUAUUAUGGCACCAUCCUGGCCAUGUAUCUGAGGCCUCAGGCCAAGACAUUCUCCAAUAGGGAAAAAGUAGUGGCAGUCUUUUAUGGUGUUGUGAUCCCCAUGUUAAACCCCAUCAUUUACAGCCUGAGGAACAGGGACGUGAAGGGAGCCUUCUGCAGACUGGCUGGGAAGAAAGCAGAGGAACCAGGUUGA